Molecule: messenger RNA, 810 nt
Organism: Ascochyta rabiei
Lineage: Eukaryota; Fungi; Ascomycota; Dothideomycetes; Pleosporales; Didymellaceae
Product: Mitochondrial import inner membrane translocase subunit tim22
Exons: 2
Coding region: 1-810 (269 amino acids)
Biological process (GO): protein insertion into mitochondrial inner membrane
Cellular component (GO): TIM22 mitochondrial import inner membrane insertion complex
Molecular function (GO): transmembrane protein transporter activity
Source: RefSeq, a predicted model, not a curated record
AUGGCGCUUCCUACCAACCCCGGCGGUAUGAUGGCGGGCAUGAACCCAACCGCCGGCAUGUCAGAGCAGGAAGUGCAGAUGACCAAAAUGAUCCAAGCGUCCAUGGAAUCGUGCAUCGGCAAAACCGUCAUGGCCGGCGUCAUGGGUGGUGGCCUGGGAGCCAUGUUCGGACUCUUCAUGGCAUCGAUGCGUUACGACACGCCCAUGGGCCAGCCGCUCCCAACCGCAAACCCAUCGCCCGUCGCUGCGGGCGCAGCUACAACAACUCCAGCCAGCACAGCGACCACCGCAGCGAAACCCGCCGGCACGCCCCUCGCCAACGCCGUCCGCGCCGCCGCAACGAGCACCGCCACCUCCACCUCUACACUCCCCUCCGCCGCUGCGACACAGGCCAUCGGUGCUUCCUCAUCUUCUUCCGCGGCAGCCGCAACAGCAGCCCCGGCGUCCGUCCUCUCCCCCACCACCACCGCGCCCAUCUCCGACCUGCCGCUGAAGCAGCAGCUCAAGCACGGGCUGCGCGACAUGUACCGCAGCUCCAUCAGCUCCGGCAAGAACUUUGCCAAAGUCGGCGCCAUUUUCAGCGGCACCGAGUGUGCGAUUGAGGGCCUGCGGGCCAAGAACGACUUGUACAAUGGCGUCGCCGGAGGCUGCAUCACCGGCGGUGUGCUGGCAAGGAAUGCAGGGCCGCAGGCCGUGGCGGUUGGGUGUGCUGGAUUCGCCGUCUUCUCGGCUGCCAUUGACGCUUACAUGGUGAGUCCUGGUGUUUUCCUCUGGGUAGUUGGCGAGGUGCUGUGUGGAGAUGGAAGCUAA